Mugil cephalus (flathead mullet) is the source of this 1382-nucleotide messenger RNA. RefSeq names its product fibroblast growth factor binding protein 1a (gene fgfbp1a). The record is from RefSeq and is a predicted model, not a curated record. The coding region runs from base 108 to 737 and encodes 209 amino acids. Gene Ontology annotation, biological process: cell-cell signaling. The transcript has 2 exons. NCBI's taxonomy places the organism in Eukaryota, Metazoa, Chordata, Actinopteri, Mugiliformes, Mugilidae. Gene Ontology annotation, molecular function: growth factor binding.
CUGAUUGUGCAGCAGCAUACUGCAGACUACAGGUAAAAGCGACUCAACUCUCAUGUGAUCGGACUGCAAACCAAACUUUCACUGAAGAUUUUCAGAGUGCUGGUUUCAUGGCGUUUCUAACCAACAUCACCAUUCUUCUGGUCGUGGCGUGUGUGUCCCAUCAGCUGAUGCUGGGCGCCUGUCAGAAGAGCCAUGGACGGAAGGGGCGAGGCACGGACAGGGGACAGAACAAGGAUAGGUCAGGGCUGAAGAUGGACCGCCAACCUAAGUCUGUCUCUGCACAACCCAUUAAAGGAAAACUGGUCACCAAAGACAAGUCCGAGUGUACCUGGACAGCAACGGGCGAGGACAUCUUCAUCCUCAGAGUCUCCUGCAAGAAGGGGGAGAGGAGCUUCAGCUGCGAGUACACUGCCACACCGGCUGUUUGUCCCCAGUACACCUCCAACAAUAAACUUUACUGGAAGCAAAUUGCCAGGUCACUGAAGAAGCAGAAGAGCCUGUGCCAGGACAGUGGUGCGCUUGUCAGAGCUGGUAUGUGCAGAAAUGCUGCCACAGAUGCUCAUUUCAGACUCCGUGUUGCACAGAGGAGGAAGACUCUCCAGCCUUAUAUUCCACCUUCCACAACUGUCAAAUCCUGUCAACCCGAAAACAAGAAGCGAGCCGAGGAGUACUGCAAUGACUCCUGGUCAAGCUUAUGCACAUUUUUUUUUACAAUGGUUCAGGAUUAUGAUUGCUAAGACAGAAAACUGUAGUAAACUCAACUCAGCUUUGUAUGCAAUUACAUCAAUACUUAUCUUUAAUACUUGUGAUUUUUUAUAGAGGCUGAGGUUAACUGUUCACACAAAAUCAUUCCACCUUGCUAACACUGGUUUAUCCCUCAAUAAACCCUUUUUCUAUCUAUUCUAUGUGUAGUUUGAUUAGACAUAAAGACUACUGAGACAAAUGUCAAAUUCAUUGUGCCCACAUACUAUCACAGUGCAGCUGGUUCUCUAUCUAUUUCUCUGUUUCUGUGGAGUCUAUUACUUUACGUAACUUCACUUAAAUGCAUUUAUGUAACGUCACAGUGAAAAUGCCUGCAUAAAAAGCCCCAGUCUGCCCAUAUAAAACAAUAAUUCAUGUCAAACCCAGUUUCUACCUUUGCUAAAUGCGUACAGUCCUGAAGGCAUUUGCUGGGAGAUUAGAUGUUUGAGCUUGCUGGGUGUUGACAUAGUAAUUUAACCAAAGUGAGUGUGAUUUCUGGAAGAGUCAGCCCGCAUACCUUGGCACUGAGAAGCCUCUGAAGCCUCUGAAACUCUCAGUGUGAAGCCAUUAAAACUGCACUUAUUCAACUUGCAUAAUCAGAGUCAACCAGGAUAAAUGUAAUAAAACUGACUAUUGAAAUA